CGAAGGCGCCGUGUGCCGUGUGCCCGCAGUCAGCAUGGCUGGAGCCGAAGCGGAGAGGAAGGCGGCGCUGGAGACGGUCCAGGCCGAUGGCGCUGACGAAGGCUGUGUGACGUUUGUCCUGCACGAGGAGGACCACACUCUGGGCAACUCCCUCAGAUACAUGGUCAUGAAGAACCCUGACGUGGAGUUCUGUGGAUACAGCAUCACACACCCCUCAGAAAGCAAGAUCAAUUUCCGCAUACAGACGCGAGGAGGAAUCCCAGCCACGGAAAUACUGCGCAAGGGCCUGAAUGACCUCUCAGAUGCCUCUAGACAUGUCCUUCAGACUUUUGAGGCACAGGUGAAGGAGUUCAGACAGAAGCAAGGAGAGGCCAUGGAGUAGAGCCAGCUUUGAUGGAGAACAUGGUCACAUGGGCUGUGUGUCUGACGCUGGACUGAAAUUUGGAAAUACCUAGAAUGCUGCAGUGUUGAGGAGCAUACGGUUCCUAUUUAGAGCUCUCCUGGCCAAUGGACUUGUACAGUGUCUUUUUGUUUUUUUUUUUUGUUUUUUUUUCAAAAAUGAUUUUUUAUCUUAAAAAUGUGCUUUUGGCUGUGAUUCAUGAGCACAAACUCUCACAAGUAGGUCAUUAGUUUAUGAAGAUGUAUUACAUUUUUUUGUGCAGUUCUUCAGAAACUCCACUGCUUUGUUUUGCAGGCUGUGCUUUAAGAAAUGAAGCAGUUACCUGAAAUGAGUUAUUCGUUUGUUUGUCUGACCGCUGUGGCGUUAGAGUGAUUGUUGGAUUUCACUUGACUUUGUUCAGUUAAGAGAUUCCUAGAAAAGCUCCCGGUCAAGUAUAAUCUGCUAAUUAUGGGCCCAACUCAUCCAAACUGUAGACUCGUUCAGUGGCAGCGUCAGAACUGAGGACUGCAGACGUGUGACUGUACUUUUACAAGAUUAAACAUCACAUUUUCAUACAGCUGUA
Colossoma macropomum (tambaqui) is the source of this 962-nucleotide messenger RNA. RefSeq names its product RNA polymerase I and III subunit D (gene polr1d). Bases 35 to 382 code for a protein of 115 amino acids. The transcript is spliced from 5 exons. The record is from RefSeq and is a predicted model, not a curated record. NCBI's taxonomy places the organism in Eukaryota, Metazoa, Chordata, Actinopteri, Characiformes, Serrasalmidae. Gene Ontology annotation, molecular function: DNA binding; protein dimerization activity; DNA-directed RNA polymerase activity. Gene Ontology annotation, biological process: DNA-templated transcription. Gene Ontology annotation, cellular component: RNA polymerase III complex; RNA polymerase I complex.